Oppia nitens is the source of this 601-nucleotide messenger RNA. RefSeq names its product protein PIF-like. Lineage: Eukaryota; Metazoa; Arthropoda; Arachnida; Sarcoptiformes; Oppiidae. The record is from RefSeq and is a predicted model, not a curated record. The transcript has 3 exons. Bases 53 to 601 code for a protein of 182 amino acids.
AAUUGUUUAUCUAUUUAUAUAUAAUUUCAAUAAUAAUAAUAUCAAGCAAAUUAUGAAAUCAUUGUGUAUUUUAACAAUAGUAGUAUGCAUUACACUGGGUUGUCCUCAAUCAUACCGGCGCUCGAGAUUUUACGAUAAUAGCCGAUACAACUCUUAUGAUGACGACUACGACAGCAAGGAUUGGGAGUAUACCAGUGAACAGCUUAAUAGACAAUACCAUAGAAGACUCAAUAAUGUGUACGGAAGGGCUUUCAGAAAUAAAGGACCUAUCAUAGGAUUUGGACCGUUCAAAGUCCAGGGACACAAACUCGAGGACAAUAGCUAUGACUUGGGCUACGAUUUGGGACAAGGAUAUGGACGCAAAUUGGGAACCGGUAUUAGGACUGGAAUUGACGAUACAAUAACCAAAAGUAUCAAAAAAGUUAAAUUCAAUUUUGGAAAUAAUAGUAAAGAUAAAGAUAGCGAGUCUGAUGACAAAAAUGAUGAAAAAGAUAAGAAAAAUGAUGAUAAAAAUAGUGAUAAAAAUAGUGAUGAAAAAGAUAAGGAUGGAAAGGGUGAUAAAAAGUCGACAACCCGUGACCAAAAAGAUGACGAUCCGUAG